This is a messenger RNA of Punica granatum (pomegranate), 1757 nucleotides long. NCBI's taxonomy places the organism in Eukaryota, Viridiplantae, Streptophyta, Magnoliopsida, Myrtales, Lythraceae. The record is from RefSeq and is a predicted model, not a curated record.
UUGGAUAUUGUUGUCGUCUUACUACGGUUCCAGAUAUUGCCGCUUCGCCGGUCGGGAUGAAUGCCGGCCCAGCCCGGAAUGGCUAUUCCGGACUCACGGCUUCAUUCCUCUCCACGGGGCCCGGAAUGAGAUGGCCAUUUCCCGCGCAGAAAUGGGCCCGCGGGAAUAGUGAAUCCCCGUCGCGACAAUGGGCCAGAAUAGUCCAUUCCCCGUCCUCCUCUGUCCCUUCAGAGCUCGAACUCCGUCCCCCUCUGCUCUUUCGAGCUCGAUCGAGCUCUUUCAUGGAGGCGUGUCGCCUGCGCGCCUUCACGAGGAGCACCACUCCAUCCUCUCUCGGCCGGUUCCUCCCCUUCUCAUCGUCCGCUAGGCCUAGGCCGGCGAGCUGCUUCUCCGCCGACGAGCCAGACGGCGGAAGCAGCAGUGCGGUUUACGAGCACGCCCUCAAGUUCCAGAGGCCCACCGUCAUCAAGUGGCAGCCGCGGCUGGAGAACAAGGCGAGUUUGAUCGGCACCGUUCAGUUUCCUCUCAAGCGUGUCGCGACAAGGAACGGUUCUUUUGGGGUUCACACUGUGCUCUCCGUGCAUACUCGCCGCCGGUCGAACCGCGCGUUCUGGAUGAGGCUGAAGAUGUGGAAUGAGAUGGCUGAGAUAUCAUGGGAGCACUUGAAACCGAAUGAUUUCAUCUAUGUUUCCGGUCAGUUGGGUUGCUACACGAAGGCUGCCGGAGAUGGACAGCUCCGAGCAAAUUAUGAGGUAAUUGUUCACGAACUGAAUUAUGUUGCAAAGCAGCGUGGCCAACCGGUUCAUCGAAAUCCAGAUGAAAUGGAGUCAGGUGCUUCGCCUAUUGAAAAGCGUAAAGAGCGGCUUCUCCUCUGGCAAGUGUUUUUCGCCAACCCAUAUGAGUGGUGGGACAAUAGGAAGCAUAAAUCAAAUUCGCGUCAACCUGAUUUUAAGCACAAGGAUACACAUGAAGCUCUUUGGUUGCAAUCCAAUGAUCCACCUUGGGUAAAGAGACAGCUGGAACUGCUCGACUCAAAAAUGGAAGAACUGGGCCCCAUGGACUAUGUCAGUUCUCAGCAUCGUGUCUCCACAUGGGAAUACGAUGAAUGAGGAUGCUUCUACAGAGCGAGAAUGAAUAGUUGGAGUUCUAAGUCUCUCUGCCAGUCUGAUUUCUAUUGCUUUGCGGCCGUCGCUCGAUUCUAUGUUCAAGUUUCUACCAGGAUAUCCAAGAUUCUGAAAGAUGAUGGACCAUGAGCAAUGGAAGUUGGAAAUUAGUUUCAAAAAAUCAAUCCUGCUCUGGACAGUGUCGCUUGAGAUCUUUAUGGUCCUGCUGCAGAAGAACCCGAAAGGAGCUUUGGUAAUUGUUUCUGAUCCUAUAUGGAGCAAUAGCCGCGUGGAUUGGCAUUCAUUAUGUAUGAGGGGUGUUGUAACCUCUCUUCUACCCCGGUGAUGAAACAACAAACCGCUUCCGGUUGGUGUACUUACCUACUGGAGGACACUAAAACGAUGCUGAUCAGGCUGAGUUGCCACGAGUUCGAACUGCCUUGAAGUCCGAUAGUUCAAACAGGCUAUCACCCUGUCUGGUCUUCUAGACAUUUUAUGUAAAAGUUACGAAUUUCAGCCUGCUCAUUAAUUUGAAAAUAGUUGAUCUCUGUUUGUACAUACUAUGUAACUCGAAACUUUCUAUCUUUUGGAGCUCUGUCGGAAUAAUAUCGAAUCUGCGACAUGAAUGUGAAUCUAGAAAAGCUUUCGAUUUGA